AUGACGAAACCUCGUCGCGGCGUCAAGUUCUCCCACCGCAACGGCCAUGCCGACGGCCGGCGCGCCAGCAUGAGCGAGGUCAGUGAGGACGGCUCCGGAUCGCCAGCCCGCGCCCGCUCCGGCGCGCAGCUGGGCGAGAUCAGCGAGAAGCCGGCCGAGCAGCCGCAGCAGUCUGACUACGAGAAGAAGAAGGCCAACUUCAUAACCCGCACCUUCUGGACCUUUGUCAUGAUCGCCGGCUUCUUCGCCGCCCUCUUCAUGGGCCACAUCUACAUCAUCUGCGUCAUCACCGCCAUCCAGAUCAUCUCCUUCAAGGAGGUCAUCGCCAUCGCCUCGGUGCCCUCGCGCGCCCGCCAGAUCAAUGCCACCAAGACCCUCAACUGGUACUGGCUGGCCACCACCAUGUACUUCCUCUACGGCGAGAGCGUCAUCUACUACUUCAAGCACAUCGUCCUGGUCGACAAGGUCCUGCUGCCCCUGGCCACCCACCACCGCUUCAUCAGCUUCAUCCUCUACGUCGUCGGCUUCGUCUUCUUCGUCGCCAGCCUCAAGGCCGGCCACCUCAAGUUCCAGUUCACCAACUUUGCCUGGACUCACAUGGCUCUGUACCUCAUUGUGGUCCAGGCCCACUUCAUCAUGAACAACGUCUUCGAGGGCAUGAUCUGGUUCUUCCUCCCGGCAUCGCUCGUCAUCACCAACGACAUCUUCGCCUACAUCUGCGGCAUCACCUUUGGCCGCACCCAGCUCAUCAAGCUGUCCCCCAAGAAGACAGUCGAGGGCUUCGUCGGCGCCUGGGUCAUGACCGUCAUCUUCGCCGUCUUCUUCACCAACCUGCUGAUGCGCAGCAAGUACUUCAUCUGCCCCGUCAACGACCUCGGCGCCAACAUCUUCACCGGCCUCGAGUGCGACCCGAACCCCGUCUUCCUGCCCCACACGUACAAGCUGGACCUCUACUUCUUGCCCGACCAGUGGAAGCAUACCUUCUCGCUCACGACCGAACCCGCCCAGUUCCACGCCAUCGUCAUCGCCACCUUUGCCUCCCUGAUCGCCCCGUUCGGCGGUUUCUUCGCAUCCGGCCUGAAGCGUACCUUUAAGAUCAAGGACUUUGGCGACUCCAUCCCCGGCCACGGUGGCAUGACGGAUCGCAUGGAUUGUCAGUUCAUCAUGGGCUGCUUCGCCUACAUGUACUUCCAUACCUUUAUCGCCCUCAACAAGGUUUCCUAUGGCCACGUCAUGGAGCUGGCCAUUACCGGCUUGACGGUGGAGGAGCAGAUCGAGCUCAUGAAGGGUAUGGGACAGUAUCUAGAAAACCAAGGAACAUGGGGUCCUUCGGUUGUGGCAUGUCUAGACUCCGCGUUUCCCGCCAAGAGGUAG
Molecule: messenger RNA, 1374 nt
Organism: Neoarthrinium moseri
Lineage: Eukaryota; Fungi; Ascomycota; Sordariomycetes; Amphisphaeriales; Apiosporaceae
Exons: 2
Coding region: 1-1374 (457 amino acids)
Cellular component (GO): endoplasmic reticulum membrane
Molecular function (GO): phosphatidate cytidylyltransferase activity
Source: RefSeq, a predicted model, not a curated record